Messenger RNA from Cyphellophora attinorum, 783 nucleotides. RefSeq names its product High-affinity glucose transporter. Lineage: Eukaryota; Fungi; Ascomycota; Eurotiomycetes; Chaetothyriales; Cyphellophoraceae. Gene Ontology annotation, molecular function: carbohydrate:proton symporter activity. Gene Ontology annotation, biological process: carbohydrate transport; transmembrane transport. Bases 1 to 783 code for a protein of 260 amino acids. The transcript has a single exon. Gene Ontology annotation, cellular component: membrane. The record is from RefSeq and is a predicted model, not a curated record.
AUGUUCCGAAAACCAGCAUACCUCAAAAGAGUGCUCAUCAGUUCAAGCACUGUUGUCUUCAUCGAGUCUUCAGGCAUCUUGGUCAUCAACAACUAUGGCCCAACAAUAUACAGCAGCCUGGGUUUCGAUAAGGUAACCCAGCUCCGUUACAACAUGGGCUACAACACCAUGGCUAUCACAGGUGGGCUGCUGUCGUUCUUCAUCAUCGAUCGUGUCGCUCGCCCUAAACUCAUCGUGGCUGGACUCGUCACCUGCUGCAGCAGCCUAAUCGUGCUCGCCGCAAUCUUGGCCAACUUCGCUACCUCGGCUGAGGAUUUGGCCCGGCCAAACAAGAGCGCACUCCGGGCCGGCGUAGCGAUGAUUUACAUCUACUGUCUCAGCUUCGAGUUCUUCCUUGACGGCACCAUGUUCGCAUACAUGGCUGAGAUAUUCCCCAACCAUAUUAGAGCAAAGGGACUGGUAACCACGAUUGCUUCCCUUACCGCGAUCAACAUCCUAUGGACGCAGGUGGCCCCGACGGCCUUCGAGGCUAUCGGCUGGAAGUUCUACCUGUGCUUCAUCAUUCCCCCUCUCCUGUUUGCGAUUCUGGUCGCCUUUACGUUUCCGGAUACACUCGGAUUGCCACUCGAGGAGAUCGCAAAGAUCUUCGGAGAUCACAAGGAUCAAGUCGAUUUGCCGAUUCCUGAGCCCGAUGAAACACUGGGAGGCUCAUCCGCGGCUAGAACACGGUUAAUGGGCCAAAGCUCGGACGAGAAGGCAGCGUGGAGUACGCACAGUAUGUGA